Mus pahari (shrew mouse) is the source of this 498-nucleotide messenger RNA. Its product is annotated as olfactory receptor 4K15-like. Gene Ontology annotation, biological process: G protein-coupled receptor signaling pathway. Bases 1 to 498 code for a protein of 165 amino acids. Gene Ontology annotation, molecular function: olfactory receptor activity. Gene Ontology annotation, cellular component: membrane. The transcript is spliced from 2 exons. NCBI's taxonomy places the organism in Eukaryota, Metazoa, Chordata, Mammalia, Rodentia, Muridae. The record is from RefSeq and is a predicted model, not a curated record.
AUGAAUCAGUUGGCAUUCACUGUUAACUUGCCAUUUUGUGGUCCUAACCAGGUGGACAGUUUUUUCUGUGAUCUCCCACUGGUGACCAAGCUAGCUUGCACAGACACUUAUGUUGUUAGCUUACUAAUAGUUGCAAACAGUGGAGUUCUCAUCGUGUGUACAUUUGUUUUCUUGGUCAUCUCCUACACUGUGGUUCUCAUUACUGUUAGGAAUCGCUCCUCUGCUAGCAUGGCCAAGGCCCGAUCCACCCUAACUGCUCACAUUAUUGUAGUUGUGCUUUUCUUUGGACCAUGCAUUUUCAUCUAUGCAUGUCCCUUAAAUGGCUCUUCAGUUGACAAAGCCCUUGCUGUGUUCUAUACCAGUGUCACACCCAUUUUAAACCCACUUAUCUACACUCUUAGAAACAAAGAGAUGAAAGCAGCUAUGUCAAAGCUGAGGGGUCGUUAUUUGAAACCUAGGCAGGUUUCUGAACUGAUAAGAAAUGUUCUUUUUCUGUAA